GGUGCUGUACUUGCUCAUUAAUGCUGCUUUGCUCUCUCCUGAAGGCGAUGGCCAGAAUCUGGUUACAGAAGAUGUGACGGUGGUGGAGGGGGACGUCGCCACCAUCAGCUGCCGCGUCAAGAACAGCGACGACUCGGUGAUUCAGCUCCUGAAUCCCAACAGGCAAACCAUCUAUUUCCGAGAUUUCAGACCGCUGAAGGACAGCAGGUUCCAGCUGGUGAACUUCUCCAACAGCGAGCUCCGGGUGUCCCUGACAAAUGUCUCCAUUUCUGAUGAAGGAAGGUACUUCUGCCAGCUCUACACUGAUCCCCCCCAGGAAAUCUACACCACCAUCACAGUGCUCGUCCCGCCACGCAAUCUGGUAAUCGAUAUCCAGAAAGAAAUCGCCGUUGAGGGAGAAGAGAUUGAGCUGAACUGCACUGCCAUGGCCAGCAGACCAGCCACCACCAUCAGAUGGUUCAAAGGAAACAAGGAGCUCACCGGCAAGUCGGAGGUGGAGCAGUGGUCCGACAUGUACACAGUGACCAGCCAGCUGCUGCUGAAGGUGGGACGGGAGGACGACGGCGUCCCUGUCAUCUGCCUGGUGGACCACCCUGCUGUCAAGGACCUGCAGACGCAGCGCUACCUGGAAGUCAUGUAUAAGCCUCAAGUGCGGGUCUCGCAGAACUACCCGGUGCAAGGCCUCACAAGAGAAGGGGAGCCGCUCGAACUGACCUGCGCAGCCUUUGGAAAACCACAGCCUACGGACAUGAGGUGGUUAAGAGUAGAUGAUGAGAUGCCUCAACACGUUGUAGUGUCUGGUUCAAACCUUCUCAUUAGUAACCUAAACAAAACAGAUAAUGGUACAUACCGCUGUGAGGCUUCCAACGCGGUGGGGAAAUCACAUGCGGAUUACAUGCUGUUUGUAUACGAUCCCCCCACAACUAUCCCUCCUCCCACAACAACCACCACCACUACCACCACCAUCCCUACCACCAUCACAGACACAACGGCGACGACAGAACCGGCAGUUCACGGCUUUACUCACUUGCCCAAUUCGGCAGAGGAGCUGGACUAUGGUGAUCUCUCAGAUUCUCGUGCAGGUGAGGAAGGGGCAAUACGGAGCGUGGACCACGCGGUGGUCGGCGGCGUCGUGGCCGUGGUCGUGUUUGCAAUGCUUUGCCUGCUCAUCAUUUUAGGGCGAUAUUUUGCCAGACAUAAAGGUACAUACUUCACUCACGAAGCCAAAGGAGCAGAUGAUGCGGCCGACGCAGACACAGCCAUCAUCAAUGCAGAAGGAGGACAAAACAACUCCGAAGAGAAGAAAGAGUACUUCAUCUAGAGCAGCCUUGGUUUGUUGAGGUGUCCAACCGUGGACGGUUACUACUGGCCCUAUUUAAACGCUCAAGAGACAGUGAUAUUGGAAGUUGCAACCAGCUUGUGUCUUUUUUUUUUUAAAGAAAAAAAAGCCAAUGGGUGGAGAGUCAGAGGCUGGGAGGGUCCGGGAUUGGCUGUGUAAAAAUAUUCCUCGCAAAGUACACUCUGCUGUUCGACACCUCAGUUCGUUUGGGUUUUCUUUUUUUGGCCAAGUCCAGCUUGGAUUUAGUUUAGUGAAGUCAUUUGCAGAAGAUUCUGUGCCUUGUUUAAUUUCUGUUUGUUCGGGUCGGGGGGAGGCUGGGAAGAAGAGGGGCUUCUGUGCGUUAGUUCCCUUCGGGUUUCUGUGGCUCUUCGUUUCCCCUUUCCUCUUGGGUUCCGGGAGUUGCCUGCCGGGACCCCUUGGAGUAGGUGCGUUUCCUUGAAGGUGUUUCUUUUUCUCGUCACCGGUUUCCGUUCAGAACUCGAGCUCGUCGGAGGAGAACCAGCACAUUUUAGACUUCGUAGUUUGCAGUUCAGUGUGCCCAUGUCCCAUCCCCUCUAUCGUCCUAAAGGCUCGGAUAAAGACCGGCGAGAACCCGCUCGUGGCUGCCCACGUUUCAGGUGCU
Messenger RNA from Nestor notabilis (Kea), 1961 nucleotides. RefSeq names its product cell adhesion molecule 1 (gene CADM1). The annotation marks the transcript as partial. The transcript has 12 exons. Lineage: Eukaryota; Metazoa; Chordata; Aves; Psittaciformes; Psittacidae. Gene Ontology annotation, molecular function: signaling receptor binding. Gene Ontology annotation, cellular component: synapse; neuron projection; plasma membrane. The record is from RefSeq and is a predicted model, not a curated record. Gene Ontology annotation, biological process: susceptibility to natural killer cell mediated cytotoxicity; cell recognition; detection of stimulus.